This is a messenger RNA of Oikopleura dioica, 1479 nucleotides long. Lineage: Eukaryota; Metazoa; Chordata; Appendicularia; Copelata; Oikopleuridae. The record is from the annotation of a GenBank genome assembly.
AUGGUACUCAAUGGGGAGGACGAGAAUGCCCAGCUCCUCGGUAGCUCUUCAGAAGAAGAGAUAUUCGACAUGGCUACAGAUUCAACAUCGCUAGAAUUACGGACUUAUCCUUCGAAAAAAGAAACUGCCGAAAAACAGAAACAGAAGAAAAGCGGGGAUCAAGGAGGACUAUCUAGUUUGGGAUGUUUGAUGCAUAUUUUGAAGGGGAAUAUUGGCACAGGAUUGCUUGCGCUUCCACUGGCGACAAAGCACGCAGGAAUCGUCUGUGGCCCUCUGUUGCUCGUCUUUGUCGCCUUGUUGGCGGUGCAUUCGAUGCAUCUCCUCUCGCAAAACAGCGAGCUCCUCGCUAGACAGAACACUACGGGCCCUCUCGACUACGCAGGCGUUGUCGAGUACGCAGUUCGCUUUGGUGCUGUGAGGUGGCUUCAAAAAUUUCAUAAACCCUUUCGCCACGCGGUCAAUAUUUUCAUCUUCAUCACACAGCUUGGCUUCUGCUGCGUUUACUUUGUCUUCAUGGCCGAGAACCUGGUCCAAAUCCUCGAGUUCUAUGAAUUUGCACAUAUUCCCAGUGUUCGUAUUAUGACGAUAAUUUUGUUUGUUCCUGUUGUUUCGCUCUGUAUGAUUGACAACCUGCGUUCACUUGCACCACUAUCUAUCCUUGCCAAUUUCGCCAUGGUGUUUGCCGUCAUCAUUAUUUACUACUUCUGCAUCGUCUAUAGCGUCAAUAGCAGUGACGUAACGCCUCCAUCGAAUUUACCCAAGUUUGCGUCACUGGCAGAGUUUCCGACAGCGUUCGGAUCCGCAGUGUUCUCCUAUGAAGGAAUCGCAGUCGUCCUGCCUUUGCAAAACUCGAUGAAGAGCAUCAAAGCCUUCAAGUCAGCGCUCAAUACGGGCAUGCUCAUUGUAACAAUCAUGUACUUGUCGAUGGCAAUUCUCGGCUAUUUAGCUUUUGGGGACACUAUCUGCGGCUCGAUCACUCUCAACUUGCCGGAGGAGAGUCUUUACGUUUUCGUCAAGCUCAUCUACAGUUUCGCCAUUUUCAUUACCUACGCUCUUCAAUUCUACGUUCCAAUGUCCAUCCUCUACCCACGCGCAAAAGAGGGCACGACCUCCCUCGUCCGAAAGAAGCUUACACAAAUUUCCCUCGUCGCACUUACGUGUGCACUGGCGAUCGGCGUGCCAGACUUGGGCGAUUUCAUUGCGCUCAUUGGGGCCUCAGCCAGUUCUAUGCUCGCUCUGGUGUUUCCAGCGUUAGUGGACAGCCUGGUGGUCCGGAAAGCAUCUCUUAUCCGUCUGUUCAAAAACAUUAUGAUAAUAAUGAUGGGCAUCGUUGGUGGCAUCGUCGGCACAUUUAUAAGCGUCGAGUCUAUUGUACACGUACUUUCGUCAUCCGAAAGCGGCGACGACUGCAAGCCUGCGACGAUGGACUGGCUUGGGGUCUCCGUAAAUGCUUCAAUUCCUACUUCUAGCUACAAUUAA